Messenger RNA from Microsporum canis CBS 113480, 1269 nucleotides. Its product is annotated as solute carrier family 25 member 39. Gene Ontology annotation, biological process: mitochondrial transmembrane transport. The coding region runs from base 1 to 1269 and encodes 422 amino acids. The transcript is spliced from 2 exons. Lineage: Eukaryota; Fungi; Ascomycota; Eurotiomycetes; Onygenales; Arthrodermataceae. The record is from RefSeq and is a predicted model, not a curated record.
AUGGCAUCUAGACAGAGCAGCGGUGCUGGCAGCCGCGAGAGUGAUGCCUCAGCUCAGUACGACAGCAUAUCAACCAGCCAGAAGAUGAUAUCCGCCACAUGGGGGAGCCUUCUCACAUCUCUCCUAGUAACACCGCUGGACGUGGUAAGAGUGCGUCUACAGGCGCAGACACCUGUGAUCCGAGCCUCACUGCCUCCGUCAACGGGCUCGCCACCCCAAACGACACUGACAUCCGUCUCACCAUCACCACUAACCUUCUUCCGGCAUCUUCCUCCCAACCUCGGCGUGACGGCAUGCUGCCGGGAGGUAUUCUGGAUAGGAGAAAACGCGCAGACGCAGUUCUGUCUCGUCAACCAGCCGCCACCCUCGGCGACACCGCAGCCACCGUCUGCAUCCUGCAUUGUCGAGCAACGCAAGUCGUACACCUCCACCCUGGACGGGCUACGCAAGAUAGCACGCCACGAGGGGCCGUUGUCUCUAUGGCGAGGCCUCUCUCCCACCCUGGUCAUGGCCAUACCGGCCAACGUCAUCUACUUCACGGGCUACGACUGGCUGCGGUACGACCACUCCAGCCCGGUAGCGACCUACGUCCCGGCCAAUGCGGCUCCGCUGGUCGCCGGUGCGGCAGCCCGGAUAGCGGCAGCGUCAGCCAUCAGCCCGAUCGAGAUGUUCCGGACUCGACUGCAGGCCGUCCCGGCCGGGGGCGGAGUGCACGGCUCGGACCACUUCAAGGCGACGCUGCGGGAUCUAGGCCGGAUGGUGCGCCGAGAGGGCUACACCUCGCUCUGGCGAGGCCUGACGCUGACCAUGUGGCGAGACGUGCCCUUUUCCGGCCUGUACUGGUGGGGAUACGAGCGCAUCAAGCGGCAGCUCGAGUCAAUGCGAGGCCACGCCUUCCCACACACCUGCACCGACCCGGUGCUGACGGGGCCGUCGACCACGCCCGGCUCACCGAGCUCGACGGUGGUGUUUGUCGAGAGCUUCACGGCCGGGGCGGUGUCUGGAGCGGUCUCUGCGCUGGUGACGACGCCGUUCGACGUGGGCAAGACGAGGCAGCAGGUCUCCUCCAGGUCUUCUUCUUCUCCUGCUGCUGCUGCUACGUCCUCGUCCAUACCGCGCUUCCUCCUCAAGAUCGUGCAGGACGAGGGAACCGGGGGUCUCUUUAGGGGGUGGGCAGCUCGCUGUCUCAAGGUAGCCCCGGCCUGUGCCAUCAUGAUAUCGAGCUACGAGGUUGGCAAGAAGGUCGCCAGCACCGCCAACGACGACUGA